Salvia miltiorrhiza (redroot sage) is the source of this 2813-nucleotide messenger RNA. RefSeq names its product BTB/POZ domain-containing protein At5g66560-like. NCBI's taxonomy places the organism in Eukaryota, Viridiplantae, Streptophyta, Magnoliopsida, Lamiales, Lamiaceae. Bases 710 to 2704 code for a protein of 664 amino acids. The record is from RefSeq and is a predicted model, not a curated record. Gene Ontology annotation, molecular function: protein binding. The transcript is spliced from 4 exons.
AAAAAUUGAAAGUUGCAACUGUGACGAGGCCAAUGCAAUCCCAGCAGCUUCAAAUUAAUAAAUUAAACCUCAUUUUGGGAGAGAGAGAGAGAGAGAGAGAGUGCGUAGAGAGAGAAAACCACAGUUGGCAAGCAAUGCAAAUUUUUCUGGCGCUUGCUUUGCAGAUAAAUCAUCACCAUCUUCACUGCAAUCAUAGCUGCUGAAAGAAAAGGAGGAAUUGUUUCCUAAUAUAAAGCAGAAAUUCAAAGUCACUCUUCUUUUGCUCUUCUUCUUCUUCCCCCACUCACCAUAAAGAGAGAGAAGAUUCUGAUCUGAUUCAAGAAAAAAGGAGAAAAGAGAGAGAAAGCAAAAGGGGCAAAGAUUCAAUCAAUACAAUCUCAAAUAACCCAUCAUCUUCAAACUUCGCCUUUAUCGAUUUCUGCUCUUCCACCCCUCAUUUGUCAAUUGUCUCAUUUUUCUCGCUUCAUUUCAUUUUUCUUUUUCUUUCUCAUAUCAAUCUUCACUUACCUAACUCCACCUUCAAUCAUCCCUUUUAGACUUCCACCAAAACAUAAUCAUUUCAUAAGACUCAGGAAUCUCAGGAAAGUUAGGCUCAUUUUCAGCUUGCAUUUUCACACCCAAGUCAAAAUCCCUUUUUCCAGCUUCAUGAAACUCGCUUGAAUCAUUCCAUUUCCCUCCUUUUUUCGGUUGUUUUUAGCUGAAGAAAAAUAUGGCCGCCGAAAAACCCAGCUCCAAAGGGCAAGCAUGGUUCUGCACCACGGGAUUGCCGAGUGAUGUGAUAAUCGAAGUUGAUGACAUGACUUUUCAUCUCCACAAGUUUCCUCUGAUGUCGAAAAGUCGAAAGCUUCACGAGCUGAUUACAGAGCAAGAAAACAGCCAAGAAACUCGAAAAACAGCAAGGAUCAAAGCACCCUCUGAACCCGACCACAAUUCCGACAACGACAUUGCAGAGAAAGAAGAAAUACAAGAAGAGGAGGAAGAAGAAGAAGACGACGACGCACACUGUCACAUCACGCUCGCAGAUUUCCCGGGCGGCUCCGAGUCUUUCGAGACCGCCGCGAAAUUCUGUUACGGCGUCAAAAUCGAUCUCUCCGCCGCCAACGCCGCCCCCCUCCGCUGCGCCGGCGAGUAUCUGGAGAUGACGGAGGAGUACUCCGAAGAUAAUCUCAUCCUGAAAACCGAAAGAUUUCUCUCUCAGUCAGUCCUCAAGAAUAUCAAGCUCUCAAUCAAAACGCUCACCUCCUGCGAAGCGCUACUGCCGAUGGCGGAGGACUUAGGCAUUGCUCAGAGAUGCAUCGAAGCUGUUGCGACGAAAGCCGCCGCCUCGGAUCCGUCGCUUUUCGGCUGGCCGAUGAACGACGGAGCUACGAAAAACAAUGAUGAAGCGAAUCCGCGAAGAAAAUUUAGCAAUGCUGCGAGAGGUGGAGCUGCGGCGGCGACGGAGUCGUGGUUGGAUGAGUUAGGUUUUUUGAGCUUGCCUUUCUUCAAGAGCUUGAUCUUCGCCAUGAAAGCUUUGGAUGUGAGCGGGGAGAUAAUCGAGAGCUGCCUGAUUCACUACGCGAAGAAGUACAUUCCUGGAAUUUCGCGGACGAAUCGGAAGCCGCCGCCGCCGUCGUCGUCAUCGUCUGGCAUUGCGCCGACGGAGAACGACCAGAGAGAGCUGCUCGAGACGGUUAUCUCUAAUCUGCCGAAGGAGAAAGCCUCGCGAUCCGCUUCGAACGCCACGAGGUUUUUGUUCGGAUUGUUGAGAACUGCGUAUAUUUUGAAUGCUUCCGAGGCCUGCAAAUUAACAUUGGAGAAGAAGAUCGGAUUGCAGUUAGAGCAGGCGACAUUAGACGAUCUGUUGAUUCCGAGCUACUCGUAUUUGAAUGAAACUUUGUACGAUGUGGACUGCGUGGAGAGGAUUUUGAGCUAUUUUCUGGAACGAAUGGAAGAGAGAUAUGCAAACAGAACUGAAGGCGAAGACGAGAACACCAGCGUCAGAUCUGCCGCGUUGAUGCUCGUCGGAAAAUUGAUCGACGGAUACUUAUCGGAAAUCGCUUCCGACGCCAAUUUGAAGCCGGAAAAGUUCUACGAGCUCGCCGUCGCAUUGCCGGAUCACGCCAGACUCUUCGACGACGGCCUCUAUCGAGCCGUUGAUGUUUACCUCAAGGCGCAUCCGUGGAUUCCGGAGGCGGAGAGGGAGAAGAUCUGUGGAGUUCUGGAUUGCCAGAAGCUGACGCUAGAGGCAUGCACUCACGCCGCUCAGAACGAGCGGCUGCCGCUGCGGGCGGUGGUGCAGGUGCUCUUCUUCGAGCAGCUUCAGCUCCGCCACGCCAUCGCCGGAACUCUGAUCUCCGCCGACGGAGCAGAGGCUGGACGGCUCUCGAGUCACGGCGGAGGGGACGAGGACGAGGAGGAGAACGAGAACGAGAAUGAGAGGACGCCGGAGGCGAGGAGCACGUGGAUCGCGGCGGCGAGGGAGAAUCAAGUGCUGAGAUCGGACAUGGAUACGAUGCGGACGCGGGUGCACGAGCUGGAGAGGGAGUGCACCAACAUGAAGAAGGCCAUAGAGAAGAUAGACAAGGUGGGGCCGCCGGGACACGUGGAGAAAGCUGGUUGGCGGGCCAAGUUCGGGUGCAAGUUUAAGACCCAGGUCUGCGAUUCACAUGAGCCCACCGUCAUCCACACUAGAAAGCCACGCGCUCACCGCCGGGAACAAUAAAUCUUUAAUUCUUCAAUUUUUUUUAAAUUUUUUCUUUUUUUAAUUUAAAACUAUCUUUCAUUCUUGCCACUCCCACUUUAAUUUUAUGUGAAUACAAGUAAUUUAUGAA